Meloidogyne enterolobii is the source of this 2339-nucleotide messenger RNA. The record is from the annotation of a GenBank genome assembly. NCBI's taxonomy places the organism in Eukaryota, Metazoa, Nematoda, Chromadorea, Rhabditida, Meloidogynidae.
AAAAUUAUGAGUUCCUCUUCGGGUCAACAACAACAAUAUCCUCAAAAUGAGCAAGAACAAACAACAAGUUUUAAUAUACCUUCAAUUCCACCUACAAAUCAAGGAGAAGAAGAAGCAAAUAAUGGUCAUUCUUUAGCUUGUUUGGCUAUUUUAAAAAGAAUUUCUGAUGUAUUUAUUGUCUGUCUAAUAUGUUUUGUUGGAAUACUUUAUCCUUGUCUACUUAAUUUGCCAUAUUUUCUCUUCUUCUUAACAAUUUUAACGUGGCUAGCAAUUUAUACUCCUUUAAGAAGGCGAAAAUUUAAUUUUGUCAAAAAUGCUAUUCUUGGCUAUAUAAUUGUUCACUUUUUGGUUUUAAUUGCAUAUCAAUUUGUAUUUUUUCAACAAUUUGUGGAGCCGACGUCUUUUAUUGCGAGAUUAUUUGGCCUGCCCGUCUUAAUAAAAUAUACCGGUUUGCAUUGGUGGGAUUUUCAAUUAAACCAAAGUGUUGGAAUUGUGCCUUUUCUAAAUUUUGUUUCUUUGCCUAUUCUCUACUUGUUUCUAUCUAUACAAUUGAGCUGGACAAAAGAUGGAACCAAAUCAAGAAGUUUAACAGCAACAGAUCACUCAAGUAGAGGACAGGGAGAAGGGGAUGAUGAGUCGUUACAUGAUGAGUUACUCCUAAACACGGCAGGGAAUGAUUCUGUUGAUAUUAUUGCUUUACAAAGAAUUACGUCGCACGUUAUGGAUCGUGAAAAAAUUAAGAAAUUGAUUAAAUCUAGACGUAAAACAAUUUCUGGUGCAGCAGCAGCAACCUUAUUUUUAACAUUACAAGAAAUUACAUAUUUAUUUUUGUAUCAUUGUUAUGUUUUUGCUUUAGUUUCAAUGCUUGUUUGGGCUCUUCUGUAUCACUCAAUUAUUGGCCUUAUAUUUUUAAUUUUGGCAUGUUUUCUUUGGGCACUUGUAGAUUCUCGUAAAUGGUCUUUUCGUUUAUCUCCGCUUAUUCUUGCAUAUGUUGAGUUGCUCUUAAUUGCCCAAUACAUUUACAAUAUGGAUUUGGCAAAGGAAUUAAAAAAUGAUGAUUUACUUGAAAUUAUUGGAUUUAAAUAUGAAGAGAAUAAAACAAGAGCUUUUGUUACUAUUGUUAUUAAGGAAAGGAUGGUGAAUUAUUUGGUAAAAAAUUUCUUCAUUGAAUUAUUCAAUUUUUAAUUUUGACCAUUUUGAGUCUUUUUUAGUCUAUUUUUCUAGUAGGGUUGAAAAAUAUUUUUUACUAUUUUUCCAAAAAUUGACUUGAUUCUAAUCAGGAAAGGAUGGUAAAUUAUUUUUUAAAGAUUCGUCAUUAAAUUAUUUUUUGACCAUUUUGAGCCUUUUUUAGUCUAUUUUUCUAACAGGUAGAAAGAUAACUUUUUACUUUUUUUUCUCUUAUUUUUUUAUUUUAACAUUAAAAACACCUAUUUAUUUUUUAAGUUUAAAAAAUAUAUUUUUCAUUGUACUUUUGUUUUUUUUAAUUUCCGCACUUUUAUUUUUUUAUUAUUGUCAUGGGACGAUUAGUGUUUAUUUUAUUUUUUUUAAAUAUUUUUUGAAACGGUUUAGUCUAUUCAAUGAUUCAUUUUUUCGCUUUUUUAUCUUUGCUAUAAAUACGCGCCUAUCACCCCCAAUCGCCUUUUUUAUAAAGUAAAUGAAAAUAUUGACUAAAAGGUAAAUAAAGCAAUAAAAAAAAUAAUAUUGAGGGAUUGAAAUAAGGGGGAAAAAAGGGAAGAAAAGAUUAAUUAAAAAUAAUUUUUUAAUUAAAAAAAUUUUUUCUGACAAGAAAAAAUUUAAAAAACCCCUAGAAAAUAAAAACAAAUACACACAAAAAAUAAAUUUUCAAAAAAAUUUUUUGCGGACAAAAAUUUGCGGACUUUUUGAUUUUUAAAUUUCUUAAGUCAAAAAAAUUUUUUUUUCUUCAAUUUUUUAAAUUUUUUUUGGUAAAUUUUAUUUUUAUUUUAUUAGUUUAUUUUUAAUUUUUUUCAAACAUUUUUUUGACUUGAGAAAUAUAUAAAUCGAAAAGUCCGCAAAUUUUUGUCCGCAAAAAAUUUUUUUUGACUAUUCAAUUUUUUGGUGUAUUUGUUUAUUUUUUUUUGGCUUUUUUUAAAAAUUUUUCUUGUCUGAAAAGUUAAAGUUGAUAGGCAUUGGUAUAAGUGUUUCUUAAAUUUUUUUGUUUUACGUUUUUUUAAAUUUGCGGACAUAAACUUGCGGACUUUUUUUAAUAAAAAUUUUUCUCUUUUCUUUUCAGCUUCUCUUAAGCCUACCAUUUUUUGCUCUUUCUCGAUUAAAUCUACGUGAAAUAAAAUAUAAUUCUUUGAGUACUCAAGAUCGGUUAA